This is a messenger RNA of Staurois parvus, 286 nucleotides long. The record is from the annotation of a GenBank genome assembly. Lineage: Eukaryota; Metazoa; Chordata; Amphibia; Anura; Ranidae.
CUGCUCUAGGAGGAUGGAAAUCCCUUGACCUCUGUCUGGACAGUGCUAAUUGGCCCUGUGCUGAUCACAUGCGCUCUCCCAAGAAACAAAAAACCUCUCUAGCAAUAUACACCAAACUGAGCAUGUGCAUGCCUACGGUUCAGUCUGGAGAUAAGAGAGGAAAAGAGAAGAAGGGAUCAAACAGCCUUUUUACACAAUGCAGAGGAUUAACUCCUUAGGUUCCACAGUGAGUAUAACAAGCAUGCUUUACUGCAUAUACAGACUGAUUUUACUGUCGUGGGUUUAG